CCGUCUGCAGCGAGGUGGGUAGAGUUAGCUUUAGCACAACGCAAAUUCAGUCAUUACAUUGCUGCCUGUCAAAACCGUUAAUUUUAUGUUUGUAGCCGUAGUUGUCAUUGCGUUCAGCGCCCGUUUAUUCGUGCUUCCCCCCUGUAAAAGCUCACUAGUUCUAAUUUGGCUAAAGAGGCAACGGUUGCAUCGGUUGUGAAUAAUCUAACCCAGUUUUUGCAGCCAGUAGCUCACCGGUUGUAUCUUUAACUGUUACCACAACGCUAACAGAAAGCUACCGUGAAUGUGAAUACAUCUGUGAAUGAAGGUCGCUUUUUCCCCAACAGGAGCCUAACAUUACAGUCUGUAUCUGUGAAUAUAUUUACUCCUCCUAUCUAUCAACAUGAGUGAUCCUUGGCAAGAGUGUAUGGAUCACUGUGUGGAGCUCACCAAAAAGGCUGGGAAGAUGAUCCGUGAGGCGCUCCAGAAGGACAUCGCCGUCAUGCAGAAGAGCUCACCAGUUGACCUGGUGACCGAGACGGACCAGAAAGUGGAACAGCUCAUUAUAUCCUCCAUCAAGGAAAAGUACCCCACUCACAGCUUCAUAGGUGAGGAGUCAGUGGCAGCAGGUGCUCCCAGCGUUCUAACCGACAAUCCCACUUGGAUCAUCGACCCUAUUGAUGGUACCACUAACUUUGUUCACAGGUUCCCAGUUGUGUCUGUAUCAAUUGGCUUCACUGUGAAGAAAGAGAUAGAGUUCGGGAUUGUCUACAGCUGCAUCGAGGACAAGAUGUAUACAGCACGGAAAGGGAAAGGAGCAUUCUGCAAUGGUGUCCCUAUCAAAGUGUCUGGACAAAAAGAUAUAAGCCAGUCCCUGGUACUGACUGAAAUGAGCUUCAAGAAGGAUCCUGAGCAUUUCAAGACUAUGUUGGCCAACAUAAAGACCAUCCUCACCAUCCCUGUACAUGGUAUCCGCUCCCCGGGCAGUGCAGCUGUCAACAUGUGUCUGGUAGCGUGCGGAUCAGCUGAUGCUUACUACCACAUGGGCAUCCACUGCUGGGACAUGGCUGGAGGGGCAGCGGUUGUGACUGAAGCUGGAGGAGUUAUCAUGGACAUUUCAGGUGGACCAUUUGAUCUGAUGUCUCGGAGGCUGAUCAUCGCCAGCAGCAGAGCAAUAGCAGAACGCAUUGCUAAGGAGAUAACAGAGUUUCACGUUGGCAGGGACGACACAGAUGGCUAGUCAAUUUCCAUGAUCUCCUAAGUUUACAUGCAACUUGUAUUUGUACUUGUAUUUAACAGGUCAGGAUUCCGUCUUUGCCUUAAGAACUAAAACGAUAAACUUACCUCUGAAGAACAGAUGAAUGGGAUUGUUAAAUAUUCAGCGCUUUAGACUUCCAGCCUUCAUUCUGCUUUCUUAAAACAAGUCAUUAUUGUAAUUCUGCACUUAGCCAUUCACAAAUUCAGACUGAACAGUACUGAUUAAUGAUGAUUCUGUCAGUGUGUCCUAAUACACACUUGUUUUUAUAGUAUUGUUUUUAAUCAGUCAUUUUUUAUUAUUUUAUUAUUUAUUUUUGUAGGGACUGGGAUCGAGACCCGGUUCUAGAAGGACCCGGUUCCAAAUUUCUCAAAACCCGAAAAUCAAUAAGGUCCGAGCUUAUCGAUACUGCUAUCGAGACUAGCAGGUCCUAUAACGUAACAUUAUGUCUCGAGAGAGUCGUGUCAUUUAAAUCAAAUCACUGGUGCACAAACAUACAUCAAUUUUCUAAUAACGAUUUUGAAUUCAAUUGAACUGCCUGACGCCCUCGUUCGCUUCAUUUCUCAUUUGGUCAAUUGAGCAAAGCAGUCAAAGGCUUGGCUACAUUUCAGUAAAGCCAAAGAUAAAGGGGAAGCAAAAUGCCAUUUAUGUUAAUUUCUUGUAAAAAAUAUGUGAUAUCUUAAAGUGACAGUACAGACAUUAACCAACACUUAAAGGUCCGUGUGUAACAUUUAGGAGGAGCUAUUGGCAGAAAUGGAAUAUAAUAUUUAUAAGUAUGUUUUCAUUAGUGUAUUAUCACCUGAAAAUAAGAAUUGCUGUGUUUUCAUUACCUUAGAAUAAGCCGCUUUUUAUCUACAGAGGGAGCGGGUCCCCUUCCACAGAGCUCACCAUGUUGCACUGCCAGGUUUCUACAGUAGCCCAGAACGGACUAAAACAAUCACUGGCUCUAGAUAGGGCCGUUGGCUUUUUUCACAAGGCCGCCGUAGUUUCUCCUACACGCUUGGAACGGGAGGGUGAUGCGAGUAGUAUUCAAAUGGUUACAAACUGCAUUUUCACCGCUAGAUGCCACUAAAUCCUACACACUGGACCUUUUAAGUGUCAAAACGAAAUAAUUAUUGAAACAUAAACAGAACAGUUUCUUCAAUAUUUAGCACAUUUUAUCAAAUUAAAAAUGUGUCACUUGCCUAGUAAUAAGUUGUUUUUAAUGAUAGGCCAAAAUAUGUUUAACAUUUGCCAACUUCAUUCAUUUAGAUGGAGGUCAGCUCAAGCUCACCCGAUCUUUAUUCAAAUUGUUGGACAUUUGUUGCCGCUGAUAUUAUUUUACUAUUCUCAUAGUUAUACGUUAUGUUGAAGGGGCACUGUGUAUUUCUUUUGAAAUAAAUGCCCAGCAUCAGCAGUGUUUAUUGAUGGCUAGGCAAAUUUCUGGUCAGAAAUCAAACAGUCACAGACUCACAGUUAAGCAAUAAAAGCAGUACCAGUUCUGUUAAGAAUUUACUGUAAUCUGGUCUUUCCACCAAAUUAAUAGAAAAGUAUCGAUAAAGACUCGGAUCGUUAAGCAGUCUUGAAAAUGGUAUCAAUAUCAAUAAAAAUUAAUGAUCCCCAUCCCUAUAAAUGUGUUCAGGUUUUGACCAAUAAUAUUGCUUUUCCAUGUAGGAUUCUGGGGCUUGAAUUUAGACUUUUUAAACUUAGGUUAGUGUAUUUAGUUACAUUUAGAAACAUUUGUUUAUACAGUAAGUAUUUAUUUCAAUGCCAUCACUAGUUUGCACUACAGUUACGUAUACCAUAUACUGUGUACAUAUAACUACUGUACUGUAUAACUACUUCUAUAUCAAGUCCAGACUUACAUACCCUAAUGGUGUUCUUAAAAUUGUGUGCGGGUAUGUUUAAAAGUGUUUUAAUAUGAAGUGUUUUCUGUAAAAAUGUAAUGAAGGCAGCAAAUAAAAAGCACUUUAAAUAAC
Siniperca chuatsi (mandarin fish) is the source of this 3192-nucleotide messenger RNA. RefSeq names its product inositol monophosphatase 1-like. Bases 383 to 1219 code for a protein of 278 amino acids. Gene Ontology annotation, biological process: phosphatidylinositol phosphate biosynthetic process; inositol metabolic process; signal transduction. NCBI's taxonomy places the organism in Eukaryota, Metazoa, Chordata, Actinopteri, Centrarchiformes, Sinipercidae. The transcript has 8 exons. Gene Ontology annotation, molecular function: inositol monophosphate 1-phosphatase activity. The record is from RefSeq and is a predicted model, not a curated record.